Molecule: messenger RNA, 3683 nt
Organism: Phascolarctos cinereus (koala)
Lineage: Eukaryota; Metazoa; Chordata; Mammalia; Diprotodontia; Phascolarctidae
Gene: S1PR1
Product: sphingosine-1-phosphate receptor 1
Biological process (GO): G protein-coupled receptor signaling pathway
Cellular component (GO): membrane
Molecular function (GO): sphingosine-1-phosphate receptor activity
Source: RefSeq, a predicted model, not a curated record
CUCAGAUAGAACCACAGUUUUUGAUAGCACUGUCCUAGAGGAUUUUAGCAUUCUUUUUUUUUUCUCCUGGUUUUCCUUUAGUGUUUUAUUUCAUAACUGGUAGUUACCCAGUCAUAUUUUAAUUGUGAUGCUUUGUCACAUCCUCUAGAGAGGUUGGAACAUCUACAGCAUAUUUUCCUUUUCUGCCUGAUAUAUUGCCCUUAUGUGUGAUGUCAUUAUUCUUUUCUUAAGUGUAUGUCGUUCUAUUGGUGCAACUUCCUUUUAGUCAUCUGGAACAAGUAAAGGAAGACUGUGCGGUAGUUCCACAUGUCAACCAGUAGUGUUACAAGGACUCAGUCCUACCCUUCCAGUCAACCUAUGGGAACUUGGGGUCGAGCUUCUGACCACGUGUGAUGGAGGGCUAAAAGGCUUGCACUCAAAGAUGAUGAAGAAUCCCUUUAUUGGCUACUGAGCUGCAGGAGCUAAUGACUGUUCUUUUUAAGAGGUGACAGUUUCCAUAUGAGACCCAUUUGGCUGCAGUUCUCCCCCCAUGUCUCUCUGCUUUGAUGCUCUUCACCCUCUUCCCAUGAAGCAUGGACUCAGCAAGGCAGUCUUGAACCUGGAUGCCUGCCAACCUUUUCAGUAUAUUUCCUUUCCUGAGCAGGCAAACAAGCAUCAACUUCAAGGUGUCCAGUACUGAAGACACCAUUUUGGGUCUGAAGCAUCUAAAGGUUCUCAGUCCAAAAAGAAGAGUGAUUGGUUGCAGCAGAUGCAGGAGUAGUUGACUACAGAAGCAGCUGUGGUCUGAAGAGGUUAGAGUCUGGAGCAGAGCAUUCAACAAUACCACAAACUGCUUUAUGUUCUGAUGAAGCUUCAGUAUCACUCUCCCAGUGAAGUGCCUGAAUCCUGCCUGGUCAAUUCAAUUCAUGCUGGGCCGCGGUCUUCGAGGCCCCCUCAGCAGGGGAAGGGCUGCAGAAAAGACUGGCCACCGCUCACUGUACCCGCCGGGCAUCGAAGCCUCGCUCGACUUUGCCCUCUAGCGUCCAGCUGGGGAGGUGACGCAUUGGGCUUCUGCAGGCCUUUCUCCCAGCACCAUGGGCUCCACGAGUGUGCCGUCGGUCAAGGCCAUUCCCAGCUUGGUCUCUGACUAUGUCAACUAUGACAUCAUCGUCAAGCAUUACAACUACACGGGAAAGCUGAACUCUAGCGCGGAGAGCGGCCUUAAAGUGACCUCGGUGUUAUUCAUCCUUAUCUGCUGCUUCAUCAUCCUGGAGAACAUUUUCGUCCUCCUGACCAUCUGGAAAACCAAGAAAUUCCACCGGCCUAUGUACUAUUUCAUUGGAAAUCUAGCCCUGUCGGACCUGCUGGCCGGGGUGGCCUACACAGCCAACCUCCUUUUCUCCGGGGCCACCACCUACAAACUCACUCCAGCGCAGUGGUUCCUGCGGGAGGGUAGCAUGUUCGUGGCCCUGUCCGCCUCAGUGUUCAGCUUGCUGGCCAUUGCCAUCGAACGCUACAUCACCAUGCUAAAGAUGAAGCUGCACAACGACAGCAACAGUUUCCGCUCCUUCCUGCUCAUCAGCGCCUGCUGGGUCAUCUCGCUGAUCCUGGGGGGCCUGCCCAUCAUGGGCUGGAACUGCAUUGGCUCCUUACACAGCUGCUCCACCGUGCUGCCCCUCUACCACAAGCACUAUAUCCUCUUCUGCACCACAGUUUUCACCCUGCUCCUCCUCUCCAUCGUCAUCUUGUACUGCCGGAUCUAUUCCCUGGUGAGGACUCGGAGCCGGAGGCUGACCUUCCGCAAAAACAUUUCUAAGGCCAGCAGGAGCUCCGAAAAGUCGCUUGCGCUCCUCAAGACGGUCAUCAUCGUGCUGAGCGUUUUCAUAGCCUGUUGGGCUCCGCUCUUCAUCUUGCUCCUUCUGGACGUGGGCUGCAAGGUGAACACGUGUAAAAUCCUCUACAAAGCGGAGUAUUUCUUGGUAUUGGCGGUGCUCAAUUCGGCCACCAACCCCAUCAUUUACACGCUGACCAACAAAGAGAUGCGGAGGGCUUUCGUCCGCAUCAUGUCUUGCUGCAAAUGCCCUAGCGGGGACUCGGGGGCCAAGUUCAAGCGGCCCAUCAUUGGCGGCAUGGAGUUCAGCCGCAGCAAAUCCGACAAUUCUUCCCACCCGCAGAAGGACGACGGCGACAACCCGGAGACUAUCGUGUCCUCUGGGAACGUUAAUUCCUCUUCCUAAAACUGAACCCUGCUGCAGGCCUACAGGGGGUGCUGUGCUGACGCCUCCCCCUCCCAAUCCCACACUUUGUCGGAAAAGUUCUGUUGGGGUUCUCGGGUGCGAUCCAACCCCACCCCAACGGGUGGCGCCGCAGGGCCCUAGGAAGCAAGGGAGGGAGGGAAGGAAGGAAGAGCCAGAAGAGCCAGCGUGGUGCUGGUGGGCGGUGGGGAGUUUUGGUCCACGCGAACAAUGCACCGGGAAGGGUGGAGCUCUGUCCCUGAGAGACAGACUGUCCUGGCUCGGAAUACAUUUCCUCCCUGGAACUUGUUUUGACUUUGCACUGAGUCUGACUAAGGUCUAACAUUGUCAGGCUCCUGAAGGUUUCAGUUGGCUACUUCUUGAAGUCUUGAUCAAUGUCCCUAUGUGAAAGCGUCUGUUUGGGUCUUUGGGCUUUCCUUUGUGGGGAGUGGGAAACAAGAAAGAGAAGUUGGUUCCCUCUGCCCUAGUUUCUGUCAAGAUGGAUUGUAUCCCCCUCCCCCGUUUCCAAGGUGACUCUCCCUCCUUCCACCUCCAAUCCUGUUGUAUCUCCACUGUUCCCCACUCCAAGAUUUUCCAUUCCCUGUAUUAACUCCUUGGCUUCCACGGGAGGAGGAGGGAAUGGGAGCACACUUCACCUCUGGGUCAGCUGCAGUAGUCCCCUACUCUCACCUGUGAGGAAGCUGAGACGGCUUUUAGAUGUCAUGUAAUUUCAGCCGCUGAGUCCAAAGUUCCCGCUUUAGCCAGAGCUAAAGUAAAAAUUUGAUUGGAGCCAGGUUUGUUUUGUUUUGGGGUGCCAUUUCUGGAUAGCUUUUAAUGACAUGAGUUGCCUUAUCCUAGCUCCUGUGGUUGAAAGCUGGAGGAAGGAGGUCCAGUUCAUCUAAAUAUUAGUUUAUUUGAGGGUGGUUAUUUUGAGGCUCCAACCUUUGACCUCAGUGUCUUGGAAAGGUUAAGAAAAAAAAAACCUGACAGACAUGGAAGUGUUCUCUUGAAUGCUGUAAUCCACCAGAUAUCUCUCUGACUUCUAAAAAUGCCCCUAACACUUGACGUAUCUGUUUUUUUGGCAUUGUGUUGAUGCUGUGUUGUGUUUCAGAGGGGUCCUCAGCUUUUGGACAGAGAAGUGUUGGUGUUAGAUCGAUUUGUGUUCAGAUUUCCUAUCCAUGUUCUUUGAAUGUAUUUGUUUCUGCAUCUUUUGUUUUACUGGAUUUUUUUUUCUAACCUGUGUUAACAGAAUUGAAUGUGUGCAUGUGUUAACAAGAUGCAGGUCUUCCAUGCCCUAGAGCAUUACUGUAACAGACGGGGACACUUCAGGUAGUUCCCUCAGAACAUCCUAUUACUAUACAGUUACUGGGGAGGUGUAGAAACAUGAUUUUGUAAAAAGAGUAAAAUAAAGAUAUAUCUCUGCCUCUGUAGUAUGGUUUCCAGUGCAAUUAAAAUGAGUAUUUUCUUGUU